Messenger RNA from Aspergillus glaucus CBS 516.65, 1089 nucleotides. Its product is annotated as D-alanine--D-alanine ligase family protein. The transcript is spliced from 3 exons. NCBI's taxonomy places the organism in Eukaryota, Fungi, Ascomycota, Eurotiomycetes, Eurotiales, Aspergillaceae. The record is from RefSeq and is a predicted model, not a curated record. Gene Ontology annotation, molecular function: metal ion binding; ATP binding; D-alanine-D-alanine ligase activity. Bases 1 to 1089 code for a protein of 362 amino acids. Gene Ontology annotation, biological process: peptidoglycan biosynthetic process.
AUGGCGCCCCUAGUGAUAGCAUUUUUCUACGAAAGUUUCUCCCUCUAUCGUUCCCGCGGCUACAGCUUCGAAGACUGUGUAGAGCUGGACCAGGAUGAAACCAUCGAAGCCAUUGCCCAAUCCCUCCGAAGCAAUGGCUACGAAGUAGUCCUGGUAGGUGAUGUCAAGGAACUGGUGAGCCGGAUGGCCAAAGGAGAACAUGAGCAGUGGGAUCUAGCUUUCUCAAUCUCCGAGGGAAUGCAUGGGGUUGGCCGUGAAGCUCAAGUGCCCGGACUACUGGAGGCGUAUCGCAUUCCGCAUGUAUUAUCGGAUGCGGCAACGUUGGCUUUGUGUUUGGAUAAGGGAAAGACGAAGAUGGUCCUCGAAUAUCAGGGUAUUACGACUGCACCCUUCGCCGUUGUCCCGGCAUUGUGGACUCCCAAUGGCCCGACGGCAUCAACAGUAUCGCAGCUCUUGGAAAGAAGCAUCCAUGCAGAAGAACUACAAGACUUCCCGCUCUUCAUCAAACCAGCCUGCGAGGGGUCCUCAAAAGGGAUUUACCCCUUCAGCAAAGUGACCUGUCCUUCCGAACUAGAGGACGGUGUCCAGAAGCUCCAGGGGCGAUUCCCAGGACAAAGUAUCCUGGUGGAGAAAUAUCUGGCUGGAAACGAGUACACAGUCAGUCUGCUGGGGACGGGCAAUUCUGCGAAAGUCCUUGGCUCGCUCCAAGUAAACUGGUCGAAUCCAGCCGACGGCGGCUUCUUCACCAUCUCCAAUAAAAACGAGGAGGGGAAUGAUCACCUGGACCAAUGUGUGGAUGCUCACAAUAAUCCUGAAGUUCAGGCCUCUGAGGAUCUUGCCCUGCGGGCAUGGAGGGCGCUGGAGUGUUACGAUGUUGGACGAGUGGAUGUUCGAUUUGGGGCGAAUGGAAAGCCGUAUGUUCUGGAGCUCAAUCCACUGCCUGGGUUGCGUCCGCAAUGGUCCAACCUGGUACAAACCGCCAAGUACCACGGUAUCAGUCAUGAGGUACUCCUAGGCAGAGUUGUUGAAAGCGCAUUGCAAAGAUAUCCGGAUUUGCGUGAGAAACAGAGUGACAAGCAGCUGAGGUAA